GCCGCGCUUGGCUCAUUACUUGCAGCCAUUUUGAAGCAAUCUGCAGGUCCGCACAGAAGAAGAAGAAGAAGAAGAAGAAGAAGAAGAAGAAGAAGAAGAAGCAAUCCCAGAAAGCACAACAAUGGUGAAGGAUCGGAAGAUCGGAGUGGCUGUGGAUUUCUCCAACAGCAGCAAAAACGCUCUCAAAUGGGCGAUCGACAACUUAGCCGACAAAGGCGACAUUCUUUACAUCAUCUACGUUAACCCUAAAUCACUCGAUCAAUCCGCGCCUCAGCUCUCCGCUGAAUCCGGCUCUCCUCUGAUUCCGUUGUCUCAGUUUCGAGAGCCUGAAGUGUUGAAGAAGUACGAUGUCGAAAUCGACAUUGAAGCCCUCGAUAUUCUCGACACUGGCUGUCGACAGAAAGAGAUUACGGUUGUGUCGAAGCUUUACUGGGGAGAUGCGAGGGAGAAAAUUCUGGAUGCGAUUGAAGAUCUGAAACUCGAUUCUCUGGUAAUGGGAAGCAGAGGACUGAGUACGAUCCGAAGGAUUCUGCUUGGGAGUGUUAGCAAUUACGUGAUUACGCACGCUCCUUGCCCUGUGACAGUGGUGAAGGAUUCGAACUUCAAGCAUCAUUAAGGCGUGCAAUCGGUGAUUUCUGGUUCGGUUCAUUAAUCCAUUGAUGUUGUUUAUUUUGAAAAUGCUGUUUGUGUUCUUGAGAAAACCUUGAUGUUCUUGUUUGGAGAAUAAUAAAAUGUUUUCGAUGUUUAAGUUGAAUCCA
Messenger RNA from Cucurbita pepo subsp. pepo (vegetable marrow), 758 nucleotides. Its product is annotated as universal stress protein PHOS32. Lineage: Eukaryota; Viridiplantae; Streptophyta; Magnoliopsida; Cucurbitales; Cucurbitaceae. The record is from RefSeq and is a predicted model, not a curated record.